Molecule: messenger RNA, 525 nt
Organism: Penicillium cosmopolitanum
Lineage: Eukaryota; Fungi; Ascomycota; Eurotiomycetes; Eurotiales; Aspergillaceae
Exons: 2
Coding region: 1-525 (174 amino acids)
Source: RefSeq, a predicted model, not a curated record
AUGAGCAACCCAAAAGACUCAAUGAAAUCAACCUGGCGAACAGACAAAACCCAAUGGGGCAUCCCCCACAAAAUCCUCAACCACGCCAACGUCUUCCACGAAGACCUAACCCGCCCGAUCCCCGUCCACGCAAAAACCGACAAACUCCCCCAUCUCCCAGACUGGCAAUCACACCGCUGGAUCCUAAUCCACGCCAGCAUCCCACUAGCCAUACACCAACUCUGGCUACACUUCACCAAUACCCCGUUCCACCCAAUAAUAGCAUUUAUAUUCUACUACCAAGCAUCUCGAUUCUUCGCAUUCCGCCAAUUACGCUCGAUGCGCGAAUUGGGGCAUCAAUACGGGUAUCUUGAUGGUGAUAAACACGCCCGUGAUGGGGUUCCAGACGUGGGGGUUGGCAAAACGCUCUUAUCAAUCUUUCAAAUCCCCUCCUAUCACUCCUUCAACAUCCAGUCCGACUUUUCUUCGAAAUAUCACUAUACAGCAUUGCAGUCGACUUCUGGUUCUACUGGUAUCACCGACUAA